GUAGAAGGGGAGAGGGCAGGGCAGUCCCAGCUCAGUCCCGGCCUUUCCUACCGCUUGUACCGGAGGCCCCGCUCCAUCCCCGGCCUUUCCUAUUCGCUCCGCCGGGCCCCUCGUCUCCUUCCGCCGCUCCGCCCCCCACGGCCCGACAUCAUGGACUGGAUGUGGCUGCUCUCCGGGGCCUGUAUCGUCUUCACCCUGGGGAUGUUCUCCAGCGGCCUGUCAGACCUGCGGGUGAUGGUUGCCAAGCGGAGUGUAGAGAAUAUUCAGUUCCUGCCGUUUCUGACUACAGAUCUGAAUAACCUGGGCUGGUUCUAUUACGGGUACCUGAAGGGAGAUGGGACCCUCAUUAUAGUCAACUUGAUUGGCGCCUCGUUGCAGACCCUGUACAUGGCGGCGUAUAUACUGUACUCACUUGAGAGGCGCUACGUUGUCAGUCAGGUCCUGGUGUCGCUGGGGGUUCUGUUUCUGGCCCAUUGUUACUUCACCCUCUGGACCCCCGAUAUCAACUCGCGCCUGAACCAACUGGGCCUGUUCUGCAGCAUCUUCACCAUAAGCAUGUACCUCUCCCCACUGGCCGACCUGGCCCAAAUCAUAAAGAGCAAAUCGACCAAGUGCCUCUCCUUCCCGCUGACUGUGGCCACGUUCCUCACCUCCACUUCCUGGGUGCUGUACGGCUGGGUGCAGAGCGACCUGUAUAUCACGGUGCCCAACUUCCCUGGCAUCGUGACCAGCUUGCUGCGCUUCUGGCUCUUCUCCCGGUACCCCCCAGACCAGCCUGCCUAUAGCCUCCUGUAAGCCUAAUAUUUGCCCCCGGGCAAACACAUCUACGGGAUCUUCAGCCAAGUGCCUUUCUACUGCACCCAAGUGCCAAUACCCCCCACCCCUGGGCAGAUACUUGGCCCUGCUCUAUGAUGCUGCAUAAAAUAAUGUAUGGUGAUGGUGGUGAUGGUGAGGGAUACAGUGCCCAUCAGCCCCGUGCCCCCCGGCAUGGAAGGGGUUACUCCCAGCUCCAGGAUUAGUUGUGUAGCCACAAUAACCCCCUCCCGCUGACUCAGCAUUUGCCCCUAGCUCCGCGCAUCAGCACUUUACUGGCGGCUGAGUCAGGGCCGGGUCUCUGCACCACAGCUACACAAACAGCCAGGGGCCCCAGGGAGCCGGCCGGGCCCCCCCAGCAGGAAGCACAAGGAGAGGUCCGUGGCCACAAAGGGAAGAGACUGACCCCAGGUCACUACUGACAGAUACUGACGUGUGAAUGAGCCCCCAGCACCUCCGUGUAUGGAACAUUCCACCCCCCCCCCAAACUGGGCGGCUCCUACGGGGCUCGGGGAGUUAGGGACCCAGAUCUCUUACACUGUGCAAUAGCGGGGCCCCCAAUCACUGUGCCUUCAUUUACUGGUUGGUGGGAAUACUUACCCUUUAAUUAAGUGCCCGACUCCUCGUGCCUUUUUGUAAUAAAUGAUAAGUUUGUACUU
Molecule: messenger RNA, 1472 nt
Organism: Xenopus tropicalis (tropical clawed frog)
Lineage: Eukaryota; Metazoa; Chordata; Amphibia; Anura; Pipidae
Gene: slc50a1
Product: solute carrier family 50 (sugar efflux transporter), member 1
Exons: 6
Coding region: 151-795 (214 amino acids)
Biological process (GO): carbohydrate transmembrane transport
Cellular component (GO): endomembrane system; plasma membrane; Golgi membrane
Molecular function (GO): sugar transmembrane transporter activity
Source: RefSeq, marked provisional